UCCUUGGCACCUCGUUUUGCCCCUAUCACACGCCCCAUCAACCCUCCUAGUUGAUUGCUUAGUUUUUUUUUCUCUAUAAUAAGCGAAUGUGUUGGAUCUCGUUGCCUUUCCAUGUGCCCUCUGGUGUAUGGUGGUGAUUCGGUCAUCCAAGGAGCAAUACUUUUCCAUUCUCAUAUUGUUUUUCAAUCAUUUCAUCAUCUUCAUCUGGUUUUUGCGUUUUGCUGUGAAAAGUGUGGGCAAGUGUUGGCGAGUGAGUGUGAAUUCUUUGAAUUCGCUCGAAAAGAGAGUGACAAUUUGCGUGGAAGUAAAUGGAAUGACGUGAAAUGGUGAAUAGAAUUUCCGUCCCGAAUCAAACAGUGUCAACAGCAGGAAAAUGUUAGUGGGGGUGAAGGAAUUCCGCCACUUGUGAAUGUGUUUUUGUGUUUCUGCGUUUUGCUUUGGAAGAGCAUUGUUUUGGAUUUUUCAUCAUUGACCUGUCGACACGCGUAUGCAUACAGGCAUACGUCAGGGUGGAAGAAAAAGGGUCAACCGCUUGACGCUUGACUGAGAACGGAGAGGUGAAAACAUACAAAACAACAGCGCUGCUGAAUUAGAUUCCCGCCCCACGAUGGACGAGCGGCGGGUGGCGGAUUACUUUGUGGUGGCCGGCAUGCCGGAGAACCCAAAGCUGCUGAAGGAAAACAUCUUCAACGACUCGUCACAUCUGCGUUCGGCCGUCACGAUCGACCCGAUAACCGACAUCGGCGUGUUCUUUCCCUCGCUGGGCGAGAAGAUACCAGCCGACUAUGAGAUACUCGAGAACACACCAACCGGUCUGCUGGCCGAUCUAAACUACGGAUCGGUGCGAACCACGGCAUGUUUCUUAUACUACCGCCGGGGGAAGGAUAAGCCACCGCUUGUUGACAUCGGGGUUAUGUACGAAGGUGCCGAGCGGAUCAUGUCCGACGCCGAAAUUGUGUUGAACACUCCGGGCGACCGGCUGGCCAAUGUAAACAAUUCCUCCGCCAAAACAUUCAUCACCUUCCGCCGAGCGGACAACGACAUGCCCUGCAACGAGCUCGUCGUGACGGAUCUCUGCGUGGUGGUUCCCUCGAAGGGGGAGAAACCACCGCACGCUUUCUGUAUGAUCCACAAAACCCUGAACAAGGGCAUCAUGGGCAGCGAUGUUUACCUGUGCUACAAAAAAUCGAUGAACCGUCCCAAGCUGAUAAGCUAUCAGCCGGAAAUUUUGCACCGCUACCCCACGGUGGACCACAACGAUUUCCCGUUAAACCUGUGUCCCAGUGUGCCACUGUUUUGUUUGCCCAUGGGAACGACACUCGAAGCGUGGCCACACGUGCCCGGCGGUGACGGGAAGCAAAAACGUAAACCUAUCCAGCCUAUCUUCAGCACCUUCGUGCUUACUGUGAACGAUGGAACGUAUAAAGUGUAUGGUUCGGCCUUAACGUUCUAUGAAAACUUUGACGAAAAGCAUCUCAAUGAGCAACAGCGGGAACUGCUAGAAUGGGGGCCAGAAUCACACAAGACGCACUCGCUGCACGUGAACAAAUCCAUCUGCCUUCUGUCGAGGUGGCCUUUUGGCGAUACGUUCGAAAAAUGGCUCCAGUUUCUGCAUCAAAUCUCUAUAUUCAACGAACCCCUGCCGGUCCCAAUCGAGCGCUAUAUAACACAUCUUCUCGACGAAGUGCCAUUCCCAUCGCCCAGUAUCCUGCUGCAGUUGUCCAAUCUGAGCAACGAUCGAAUUCUGCUAACGUUGCCGGAAGAUUCUCCUCUACCCCGCAGCGGGGCUGGAUUCCGUCAAUUGCUCUCCAACCUGGGACCGGAGAAUUGCUUGCACGUGCUGUUGCUGGUGAUGACGGAGCAGAAAAUUCUAAUCCACUCGCUUCGACCCGCCACCCUGACAGCGGUCGCGGAAGCGGUGUCCUCGUUCUUGUUUCCCUUCAAGUGGCAAUGUCCGUACAUUCCACUGUGUCCACUGGGGCUUGCGGAAGUGCUACAUGCGCCGCUGCCCUACCUAAUAGGGGUCGAUUCGAGAUUCUUCGACCUGUACGAACCCCCGAGUGAUGUGACCUGUGUCGAUUUGGAUACCAACAACAUUAGCCUGUGUGAAUCCCAGAAGCAUCUGGUGACCAAAUUGCUCCCCAAGAGGGCGGCGCGUAUUCUCAAGCAAACCCUAAGAAAUCUGGAGGAACUCAGCCAAAACAAUGGCUAUGAAUCGUCGAAUAGUUUGGACCGGGACUUUAAGAAGAAAAAACGAGAACAUAAUCUCGAGCAGCGGAUACAAGAAGCGUUUCUGCAGUUCAUGGCGUCCAUUCUGAAAGGAUACCGAGACUAUCUGGUGCCGAUCUCGAAGGCUCCCACGAGUCGAGCUACCGAUCCGGAUGCUCUGUUUCAGAUGAACGCAUUUCUUCGAUCUCGAGACAAGGCACACCACAAAUUCUUUCAACUUUUGAUGAAAACUCAAAUGUUUAUCAAAUUUAUCGAGGAACGCUCUUUUGUCUCCGAUGGCGAUCACAAUUUGGCAUUUUUCGACGAGUGCGCCGAAAAGGUUUCCGCUUACGAGGACACACCAACCGAGAUUAAAUUGAUCGAUUGGGAUUCCGGUCAGAGUAGUGAGCGUACCAAAUUCAUUUUGCCACCCGAAUGUCAACCGGGACUGGACGAAAAAAGCUACCGUUAUAGUUCCUUCGUUCUGAAUCCGAUCCUGUUGAAGCAGUCCCGGCGGAGCAUGUUGAUAAGUGCCCUCCAGCAUCACAGCAGUCUGGCGCCGGGGUCACCAAUGGCACGUCGAACCAAGCAUGAGAUUAAGACAGCCCAGAAGCUUGCCCGCAAAAAUUAUGGAAAUCCGGAACUCUGGGCCAAACAUCUACUGGCUACAUGCUACUCAAUCUACUUCAUCGUUCUGCCGAGUCUGAUUAACGAGAAUGCCGGUCGCGAGCACGCUAUUCUGAAGGCAGCCUACGAUCUGCUCGGCAAAGCUAGCAAACUUAAGAUUCAGUGCGACGAAGUUUGCUACCGUAUAAUGAUGCAACUCUGUGGAAUGCAUAACUUGCCGGUUCUGGCCGUCCGGUUGCAUUAUUUGAUGAAACGUUCGGGUAUUCAACCGAACGCCCUCACGUACGGUUUUUACAAUCGUUGUGUACUGGAAGCUCAGUGGCCCUCGGAUUCGAUUCUUUCCAGCCAAAUGCGAUGGAAUCGGCUGAGAAACAUUGUGAUGGGAGCAGCCCAUUUCAAGCGCGCCGGUAAAAAGUUUGCCUCUCGUCGACGCCUCUCUCUGUCUCAGGAAAACAAUCUGAGCACACUAGAAUCGGUCGAUGGUACCUCUCGUACCAGCUUGGACUCCGGGAUCUCGCAAGCGGAACACCAGUCGUCCUCGGCAAUCGAUUUCGCACUUUUUGACAAGCUACGGGGUCGUUUGGGAGCGAUUGUGCGACAGACGGGAGCACCCCAGGAGUCCGCCAAUGUCGUUUCCAGUGCGGGUUUGCUCAUCAGUGGUGAAGGUGUGCACCUGAAGACCAGCCCCAAGGAAAGGCAAGCUUUCAAACCACCCUCCUCGAGUCCGUGUGAUCUAAGCCCACGGAUGCUUGCCCGGGCAGAUAGUUUCGCGGGAGAUUCCAAAUUUAUCGACAAGCUGCAGAGACAAGCCCUCCACUAUCCGAACGGGACAAUUGGUGACGGAUCGGCGGGAAAUGUGAAGCGGUCGUUGGAUUUUCAUAGCGAAAACGAGAAUAGCUCCCAGGAGGAACUGACGGAGAGCAAACCGAACUCGAAGGGAAGUCCCACAAAAGUAUCCCCGCGGACGUUGGUAACCCAAGACGACCCGCUGGGAGCACUUAACGACGACGGAAGUGACGAAGUGCUCGAAGUUCGCCAAUCGGCAGAAAAGCUAACGCUGGCGGACAAUAGCCACCAGAACAACACCAUCUACACGGACCAGCCGAUUCUGUUCAAGGGGCAACGGUCGGCCACGUUCGACGAUUCACUUCAACUGAGCAAGAGUAUGCACAGGUCGGAGACGAUGCCCGUCACCAGCUCGGUGACGUCCAGCUUCGCCAGCAUUGGGUCCACGUUGAAGUUCAAUUUUGGCCGUUACUCACCUGCACGUUUAUCCAUGAAAAAAGAUUUCAAAUCCCUGUCGACGAAUGUGAUAGAGAGCAUUUCUAGCGUCAGUCCCAGCCUGACGGGUAAGAAGUCCAACGAGAUUUUGCAGGGUGGUCUCAGCAGCAUCAAGAACGCCGCCACGUCGGUAGCGAAGAAGCUGGACGAAAUAAAGGAAGCUAUUUCGGCCAACACCACACCCGUUAAAACCGGUGGUGGAAUCAUCAGCAAUGGUAACGGCCUUGAACGGGAGGGUCACGGCUCGGAAAGUGAUUUGCUGAACGAAGAUGGUAGCAACGGGAACGGGAACCGAUCGCGACGAGUAUCCAGUGAGUUCGAUCUGUGGGGCCGAUUCAGCGAAUCGCGCAAGUCCAGCUAUAACAAUUUGGUUCCCCUGGGCGAGAACACAACGUCGAGCAAUAGCUUGAACACAUAUCCCACGCUACCGGACAAUAUAUAUCCGUCGAUGCCGGAACUAUCCGAGCCCAGCGAGUCGGACUUUGUGAUCCAGAUCACGUCCUGCUCGCAGUGUCACAACUGUUCGGUCCUGCUAUACGAUGAAGAUGUGAUGGCCGGAUGGUCAGCGGAGGACUCAAACCUCAACACCAGCUGUCAUGCCUGCGGCAAAGUGACGGUACCAUUCCUCAACGUGCACAUCAUCUCGGAAGAGCAACGACUAGCUCAGUCGGCGGCCAAGCAGCAACAAGGGGCCGGUGAUGCCAUCAGUGUGCCAUAUCUAAACCCGCUGGUACUGCGCAAGGAGCUGGAGAACAUUCUUGGCGAGGAAGGCGACCUCGCGUUGGCGAAGGGAAGCUUUGUUGAGGAUCAUCCCAUCAUCUACUGGAACCUGGUGUGGUUCAUGGAGCGAAUCGAUGUCAGCACGCAUUUACCAAAUCUCUGCCUACCCAAAAAGGAAGGAGAGAAUGUGGAUCCAUUGAGUACUCUGAAGACCGUUUCGGUUCACUGUCUAUGGGACAACCCACGGCUGCACUCGGAAGCAGGGCCAGCGAUGUAUAUGCUGUGGAGACAAAAUCAGCCGGCUAGUCCGCUACUGAAAGCGCUACUCACCGAUCAAACAUCGAUUAAUCGAGCUGUCAUGCAACAAGUGAUCGCAUCGAUUCGUUGCAACGAUUUACUGACCCCAGUCAAACGGUUAGCUAACGAGCGCCACAAGCUUAAACACCGGGGCGUCGAUCGCACCCACUCAAUCUACCGUGACAUUCUGUUCCUGGCAUUUAUCGCGAUCGGUCGCCCAAACAUCGAUCUCAUUUCCUUCCAUCGGGAGUACGCAGCGGUGUUCGACAAACUGACCGAGAAGGAGUGCAACACCUUCUACCGGAGCCAAGAUUUGCCCCCUUCAUCGUCCGCUAUAUUCUGUCGAGCCUACUUCAGACCGCUAAUGCUACCCUGACCACAGCCGAAGCGGGGCGACUUUAGUGGAUAUGGACUGAGCACUUUGAUGCCACUAAGAAACGGUACCAGGUAGUUCGAGAGGGGCGGUCGUAUCGCUAAGAGCGUCGAGUUACCUUCACCCGUUAGGUAAGUCGCCGGCAGACUUUACAUUUUAGAAAUUUUAAAAUAAAACCUCCCUAUGGACAACAAUAAAAAUUAGUAGAUAGAGAAUUUCCCCCCUUUAUGAUAGCGAAACUUCGCAACUCAUCGCGUAACCAAUGAAAAAAAGGCGACAAACCAUCUUUAUAGUGAGCAUAAAAUUAUUCUACUUACACUACAAAAUAUUCUGUGCUCCCUUCCGCCGCUUCUUUCGCCGUAGGAACGGUUCGUUGAAGAACAACGAAAUUAGUUUUUCAAGCUAGCUCAACUGUGGGGACAGUCUUAGUUAUGAACUAGCAGCCCGACAGCAAACCAUCACAAGCUAUAUUACCGAGAUGUCUACCGACAGAUCGGUAGCAACGUAUUAUUAAUCAAACGAGUAGAGCAAAAUGUCCGUUCCGAAGAAAUUUGUGAUAAAAACAGAGAGAAACAAACAGAACAAGAAGUAUGCGAUUUGUUGUUUUUGCUGUAGGAAUCUUUUUAUCUGCUUCCGAUGGUAAUGCAACAACUCUACACACGCAUAUAAAUAGGUAUACAUAACGUUUUGCAGUUCACCCUUAUCUCUGUGAGCAGUGAUCUUGACCCGUCGUUCUUCGUUUCCAUUCAUCAUUACUUUUUUUUAAAUUCACGUUUUACUGUAUAAGAGCAGAUUAUUUAGGUGUUAGUAGGUAUUGUAGUGUUAUAAAAUGGUUAAUCACAGCCACCUCGUGUUAGAAAAGAAACAGGAAAGAGACAACACAAGAAGAACUAUUGAGAGAUAUAUAAAAUAUUCUAUUUACUCUGUAUUUGAUGUACUCUUUCUUUGGGUUGUUAUAGCUUUCGUUUUUUUUUGUAAGUGGUACAAGGAGUCGGUGAAUGUUAUUUUUGUGAGAAGAACGACAAUGAACUGACUUUGACGAAAGUAUAAAACUCUAGAAUAAAUACUACGGAAAAGGA
Molecule: messenger RNA, 6585 nt
Organism: Toxorhynchites rutilus septentrionalis
Lineage: Eukaryota; Metazoa; Arthropoda; Insecta; Diptera; Culicidae
Gene: Crag
Product: DENN domain-containing protein Crag
Exons: 12
Coding region: 608-5509 (1633 amino acids)
Biological process (GO): regulation of Rab protein signal transduction
Cellular component (GO): cytoplasmic vesicle
Molecular function (GO): protein binding
Source: RefSeq, a predicted model, not a curated record